CCCGUGAGUGCAUCCAGACUGCAUUACAAUGAUCUCCAUGCUACUCCUGACGUUGACGGUGCUCGCCGCGGAGGCUCAGCAGCCGAAGCAGGCACCGGCCGGCGAGUCCAUUCCCAUCAUCCGGUUCGAGACGGACGGGCCCAACGUCGACGGGACUUAUAAAUGGGCCUACGAGACAGGCAACGAGAUCACCGCGGAAGAGUCUGGUUACGUGAAGAAUUUCGGCAAGGGAGAGCCGGAGGAAGUGCAGGUGGCCGAAGGGAAGUUCAGCUACAAGUCUCCCGAGGGACAGCUUAUAUCGCUCACAUACAUCGCGGACGAGAACGGGUUCCAGCCACAGGGCGAGCACCUCCCGACCCCACCGCCAAUUCCGCCAGCCAUACAAAAGGCCCUGGAGUACCUCAAGACCCUACCGCCAACGCCCGCAUCCACCAACCUGCAGCCUCAGUACCAAGCGGCGCCUUUCAGGAGAUUCUGAACUAGCAUUUAAAUUAAAUCUCAUAGACGAACAUUUAUAUUUAAUUAGUGUACUUAUACGAUUGUAUUAGUUAGGUAUGCUUAUACAAAAUGAGUGUUGUGCUAGGGCACUGUAACAAGUUACGUCCAAAAUGUAAGGGUGGAAUUUAUGUACAUUUAUUUUAUCAAAGUAAAGACGUCGGUUAAAAAUUAAACAUAACAAACCGAUGUCAAAACACAAUGUGUCAAAUAAUCUCCACUCGUACUUCCUAAAAUUUGUGCUGAAGUCUAGUCAAAGGUUCCACUUUAUCGCUUACCAUAAGAACGAGAUCGUUAUUAUUAUUUUUUUCAUUUUGAAUAUAAACUUGCAGUUUUGUAUAUGGUGUUAACGAAUAUGAACACAUAAUUUAAGCUCAUUCACACUUCCAAACUAUGAUAUUUUGAAAGUGGGAAAGCUUAACCCCUUGUAUGCGGCCUGUCAAAUUUGAUCAUUGAAAUAGUGUGACCUUGACAUUUAAAACAAUAGAUUAAAAUUACCACGCACGUCUAAGCAUACGAGGGGUUAAGAAUCGGCCCAUCUUAGGCGCCAGUACCUUAUUUAAUACGAAUACCCUCAAAGCGUCCUUAUUGAAAGCGGCAAAUUGAGACAUUUUGCUGGAAAACGACACAAAUAGAGCGUAUAAACUGGAUAAGAUUUCGUAUAAGAUAGAAAAUACUUGGAGGAUAUCAAGCUAUAGAUCAUAUAAAUAUUAGGUAUAUUUUUGUUGAUAAUUACAAUGUGAAACAAAACAAUUUGUACGAGUGGAAUACAGGUAUGUCUGGUGUUUGUAUAAUGGUACAAUGUGCCAAAUAUUAAAAAUGAAACCAACUGGCUUUGUCACUGUCAGUUUUGCCAUGACCAUGCUUAUUAUAUCAUCAACAUUAAAACAUGGCACUGACAGGUAUAUCUUAAGAUUCUUUAUGAUCAAAAUAUCUCGUUUUAACAUCAUUUUACAAAUUUACAUUAAGUUAUUUGAUUACAAGAAAACUAGAAGCAGCCUCAUUCACUCAUUCAUUCCUUAUAGUUUUCUGACUAAAAACGAACGAGUUCAUAACAAUACGCGAUAUUUUAGAUUGUUUAAAAAAACGAGUUAUUUAUAUCAUUGCUCUGAUUGAGAGAUCUCAUAAACCUGAACUCAAAAGAUUAAGACAGGAGACUAAACGUAAGUUUAAGAGUUCAAAAUAUACAUAUCUAUAAAUAUUUUGAGUUAUCUCCCUGUUUCGACACCCUGUUUAUUUAACACUUUGUUUUAGCUAGUAUUUUAUCUUAAAAACGCUUUUUUUUGUACAAAU
This is a messenger RNA of Leguminivora glycinivorella, 1788 nucleotides long. It is a transcript of the gene CPR33, whose product is annotated as endocuticle structural glycoprotein ABD-4-like. The record is from RefSeq and is a predicted model, not a curated record. Gene Ontology annotation, cellular component: chitin-based extracellular matrix. Lineage: Eukaryota; Metazoa; Arthropoda; Insecta; Lepidoptera; Tortricidae. The coding region runs from base 29 to 478 and encodes 149 amino acids. Gene Ontology annotation, molecular function: structural constituent of chitin-based larval cuticle. The transcript is spliced from 4 exons.